Rhodofomes roseus is the source of this 1387-nucleotide messenger RNA. RefSeq lists its product as uncharacterized. The coding region runs from base 253 to 1239 and encodes 328 amino acids. The transcript has 2 exons. Gene Ontology annotation, molecular function: DNA-binding transcription factor activity, RNA polymerase II-specific; RNA polymerase II cis-regulatory region sequence-specific DNA binding. Lineage: Eukaryota; Fungi; Basidiomycota; Agaricomycetes; Polyporales; Fomitopsidaceae. Gene Ontology annotation, biological process: regulation of transcription by RNA polymerase II. Gene Ontology annotation, cellular component: nucleus. The record is from RefSeq and is a predicted model, not a curated record.
CUCACCUGCUUUUAUUGGACUGCAGUGUUCGAAGACCCCGAUGAGUUCGAUCAACAUGAUCUGCAGACGGGCGGUCCGCGCGAGCCAGCGUCGCAGGCUCCAGAGGUGUGUCCAACCUGCAAAGACCCUCCGCUGCCGGGCGCUUUGUUGCCCAAGUUUGCCUGCCCCGAGGUUGGCUUCGACUUCGUGCGCCGCUCGUCGCACUCCCGCAAGCGGGGUGUCGGCCACAUCCCGCGGCCGCCCAAUGCCUUCAUGCUCUUCCGCUCUGAACUCUGGGCGAAGGAGAAGAUCAAGAGCUCUGUCGAGCGCGACCACCGCAUGAUCAGUCGCAUAGCAGGCAAAAGGUGGAACGAACUCUCCGAGUCUGAGCGCACCCCGUUUCGACUCCUGGCUGAGGCUGCAAAGCGGCAGCACGCCGAGCUCUACCCCGAUUACAAGUACUCGCCCGUCUUCAAGAAGGAGAAGCUCCCGCGCCGGAAGGGCGCCAAGGGCGGAGACCGCGACUGGGCUCGCUGCAACGUUGUGGCGGGCCUCCUAGGUGAUGGCUACGAGGGCGAGGAGCUUGAGAAGCGAAUGAAGAGCUACGACCGGAAGGAGAUGAUGUAUGAGCUAGCGUCGCGACGCCCUCGCGCGCGUGCGAUUCAAGCUAGGAAGACUCGCGUCGUUCAGCGCGAGGCCUCGCCCGACACACGCAGCCCUUCGCCUGCAGCGCUCCCAGAGGAUGGCUUGAUCAAGAUGGAGCCUUCGACACCCGAGUUGUCGUUCUCGCCUGAACCAGUGCCUCAGGAGCCUGAUGUACCGGAAGCUGUUCACCCCUCGUAUCUCCUCCCUCCUCCUCCUAACAUUAACGCCGACGAGAAGAAACCCUUCGACCGCGAGAGCUCCACAGGGAGCUCGGUCGGCGAUGAGGUCGGCGAUGAGGUCGCCUCGGACAGGCAUUGGCCCGACAAGUCUCCUGCCGUCUUGGACUUGUCUGUCGGUGCAAACGGGCAAACCUACGUUCAAUCCCCAUCCCAGGGUCUCAUGAUCCCCGUCACCCUCUGUGCGUACCCUGACGAUCCCUUUGGGGAGGCCGUCGACGACGCGUUCUCCAUUUCUCCCAUGUUCAACCCCGAUCGCUCGUCGGCGCUCGUCGGCCCCAAACCUUCGAUGCUGAACAUCGGCUCAUGCUCACAAGCCGAUGAUGUGAAGGCUGAAGACGAAUUCGACUUCAGCGAAUGGCUUGUAUCUGCUCACUAGCCGCUAUCUUCCCACUGUUACUCCCGCAUAGACGAACCUCUGAUACACCAUCUGCUUUCGCCGUGACACUCCCGGCUUCUGACCCAUUCGCUGUCUCACCUCGCUGUUCGCUGUUCGCAUCUCGCUUCGCUCUACCGUUAUCUUACUU